This is a messenger RNA of Protomyces lactucae-debilis, 1851 nucleotides long. RefSeq names its product kinase-like domain-containing protein. NCBI's taxonomy places the organism in Eukaryota, Fungi, Ascomycota, Taphrinomycetes, Taphrinales, Protomycetaceae. The coding region runs from base 1 to 1851 and encodes 616 amino acids. The transcript is spliced from 3 exons. Gene Ontology annotation, biological process: intracellular signal transduction; protein phosphorylation. Gene Ontology annotation, molecular function: ATP binding; protein serine/threonine kinase activity. Gene Ontology annotation, cellular component: cytoplasm. The record is from RefSeq and is a predicted model, not a curated record.
AUGGACGCUCUCACAACGCGGGCAAGUGCGCCGUCACCUAAAGCCCAACAAAUCACCGUCCUCGGCAGUCGCACACCAGCUAAAUUCCCUCAUCACCAAGCGCCUUCCCCGCCAACGCACUAUACGGGCUCUGGCAACUAUACAGACACAGAGUGGCGUGAAGUUCAAGGCUGGGGACAAGUCAAGGAGACGCAUGAAAUCACAAAGAUCACCGAUGAGUUGGGACGCAAGAUUAUCAAUAAGUAUGAAGUGAUCAAGGAAAUCGGACGGGGUGUCCAUGGCAAGGUGAAGCUAGCGCGGACCAUGGACUCGAAUGAGAUGGUAGCGCUCAAGAUAUUGCCAAAGACGAUGCGCGCACGGCUCGGGCGACCAGAGACCUCCACGACCCAGGAAGCUGUUGUACGUCGAGAAAUUGCCAUUCUCAAGAAGUGUGUGCAUCCGCAUGUCGUUCGGCUGCGUGAAGUCAUUGAUGAUCCGCAAGCCGACAAAAUCUAUCUGGUCCUCGAGUACAUGUGGGGCGGCGAGGUUAUUUGGCGUAAUGAUGAGGAUGAGCCAGUCCUCAAGCUGCACCAGGCAAGAAGCACAUUUCGAGAUACAGUCUUGGGCCUCGAAUUCUGCAUCAUUCAUCGCGACAUCAAGCCAGCGAAUUUACUUUGGACCAAAAAUCAUUCGGUCAAAAUAUCAGACUUUGGUGUUUCUCACAUUUCCAGUGCUGUAGAUCAAUCGACCACAGCCCUUGAGUUGGCCAAAACAGCGGGCACGCCUGCCUUCUUCGCACCGGAGCUCUGCUGGACAGGAUCCGGUGAACGACCACCCAUCACUAAGGCUAUCGAUAUCUGGGCUCUCGGUGUCACAUUGUACUGUCUACUCUGUGGCAAAGUCCCCUUUGAAGCGCAAAACGAAUUUGAACUAUUUGAACGCAUCGUUGCCGACGAGGUGGAAAUUCCAGAAGCUGUGGAUUCCGAUGCGCGUGACUUAUUGCAGCGCAUGUUGAUCAAAGACCCAGCGAAACGCAUCACAAUCCCAGAAAUCAAGCGGCAUGCAUUUGUUUUGAAGGGCGUCAAGGAUCCAGAUCACUGGAUCUCCGUCACAAAUCCAGGUCUCUUUGGUGUAUUGGAAGUCAGCGAAACGGAAGUGCACGAAGCAGUAUCGACUUUUGACGCAUUCAAACGCCGUCUUGGUAAGCUUGGCAGUCGACUUGCAACAGGCUUACGCCGUCGCGCAAAUACCGGACUGAGUUCAGCAAGUCUUUCCACAAAUGAUUUCGAUAAAGUACGAUCUAAGGAAGGCUCACUCAUGACGACUAGCACGUCGACAGAAUCGAAGCAAAGCGAUGGACGCGGCUGGAUGAGUCUCAUGCGGAGGGAACAGAGCGGCAGCGUCAAGAAGAACCAGUCCUUUGAAUCACUCGCUGCUGCUGCAUCAGGCGCAAGCAAUGCAGUCCGACCCAUCAAUGUACGUCGUCCAUCACCGCGCGACUUGCACAGUCACAGCCAUUUGACAAGGUCACAAGGCGAUCGUGCAAUUUUGGAUGGACCGCAUGUCGCGGAAACAGGUGUUCUUGCCGGCAAUGGCGGCGUUUCACGGCAUUUAUCCCUGCAUCGACUCAAUGGCCAUACAGCAGUCGAUGAAAGUAGUCUUUUACGCAGUUCAUCAGAUCCUGCAGCGCGCAUGAUGGUUGGCCGAUCCAAGGGCUUCUCUUCAGAACUCAGCACACCGAUUGAUGCGCACUUGCCAGUCUUGUCAUUUGAGUCGGAAGGUGGGAGUGAGUCUGUGUAUGAUGAGGAGUCUGAAGAUGAAGAUGAUGGCUUUUGCAUUGACUUUGACAAGCGUCGCAAGCGAAACGAUUGA